Symbiodinium pilosum is the source of this 196-nucleotide messenger RNA. The record is from the annotation of a GenBank genome assembly. NCBI's taxonomy places the organism in Eukaryota, Dinophyceae, Suessiales, Symbiodiniaceae.
GCCGUAUUCCUGCUGGUCGACGCUUGCCCGCGUUGGGGCCUGGUUCCCAGCACGGAGCACUUCGCACUCACCCUUCGGAGCUUACAGGGCCCUACCUCCUGGAUAACAGCCACACAGCUUCUGGAUGAGAUGCGGCUGCUUGGGCUGCAGACCACAGCGACCUUCUAUGAUGGCGUGGCGUGCGCCUUUUCCUCCC